This is a messenger RNA of Penicillium diatomitis, 192 nucleotides long. RefSeq lists its product as uncharacterized. NCBI's taxonomy places the organism in Eukaryota, Fungi, Ascomycota, Eurotiomycetes, Eurotiales, Aspergillaceae. Bases 1 to 192 code for a protein of 63 amino acids. The record is from RefSeq and is a predicted model, not a curated record. The transcript has a single exon.
AUGAGUCAGGGAUUGACUGGUGCACCAGAGACGUAUGCCAGAAUGAAAGACUUGGCGAUGGGAAAGAUUCCGGAACCAUAUGGAGAACAGCGACUGUCAGAUGGGGAUGCGGGAUUCGAAUACUACAUGGACGAUGACAUGGGGGCAGCCAUGACGGUGAUGGAACUUCUGGUCUUCCUGUAUGAUCGGUAG